AUGUCCCAGAUCUUGAAGGACUACCAGAAUCUAAAGAGCAAUGACUCUACCAACCUCAGUGGCCUAUCUGGCAAGGAAGCCAAACCGGAUCGUUAUCCUGCUCCUUUCAAGGAUCAUGCCAGCGCCGAAUUCCUCAGCAUGAGUGGGGAAGAAGAAAAGGCUUAUUAUGACCAAACUGCCCUUACGGCCCAUGCGAUUGAUCUCCAACGCUCGGCGAAGCAUCGAAGUUCAUGGAGAUACCGAUUUGAAGCUUUGCCAAUAGUCGCACUCUUUAAAUCAAUGUUCACUGCGAUGUAUCAUGCCUCGAUGGUGCUGAUCAACAAUCCCAUGGCGCCAGUGACUGACACUACCAACUGGCUGUAUGCGGUCGUUGCAUACACUCUCAUCUAUGUCACACUCUUCAUAGUCAAUUGCGGACUCGUGGCCAUGCAGCUUCUUGGUGUUCCUAAAAUCAUCUCCUAUUUCUCGAGGACUUGGGGUUCAGCUAUGUACGACAAACAACGAAAGACGGUGGACUCGGCCAGAAAGGUCCUUUCAGGAAAUCCCGAAGAUUACUUGCUUCCCCUCAAGGUUAGAAGCCACCCUGACAUGGCCACCUAUGCAGCCUCUUAUCGACGACAUCUAGAGUUCAAUGUGGAUGUUGCGAAAACCAUUCUUCUCAUGUCAUCUAUUGUCUAUGAGCGUAAUACGACGUUUGUUCAAAAAGCUGCCGAUUAUCCCGAUUCUGCUCGUCUGUAUCUACUCAAGAGUGAAGAAUUUAUGUACCGAUUGGGUGUUGAAUGGGGCUGUCAAUUCAUCUCCGUUGCCGACUUUCAAAAUGUCAGUGGGCCCUUUGCUGGAGCGUUUUACAAUCUCGACAAUGAAGGGAAUCCGUUCAUGGUCGUCGUCUUCAAAGGAACUAGUCCGGAGGCUCUAACCGAAUGGAUCACUGACGCAACAUUUGAUCAAGAAAUGUGUAUAGAUGCAUUGGCUUUCCUCGUAUUAGGCAUGGGCUUCGCUCAUUCCGGAUUUUAUAGUAGUCUGUUUCCGUCCGCAAAUUCCGGUGCAAAAAUGUGGCCUUAUAUGAGGAUCAUAGAAACUGUGAAGAUGGUGGCCCAACGCGCAUACGACAAUCAGAUCAAUGAUACUGGGCCCAAGAGAAAGUUGAAUCUCUUCGUCGGGGGUCAUUCCCUGGGAGCCGGGAUGGCAUCCUUGUUCUAUGCACGACUGCUGGAAUCCCCAGGUGAUUUGGGCGAGAACAUCGUCUUGCGCGAUGCGUAUUGUUUCGGAACUCCCAGGGCAUGCGGUGCAAAAUUAGCAUCGCGAGUCGAAUACAACCUACGCAAACCUGAGAAUCUUGGCCGGACGCUCUGGCGGGUAGCGAAUCGCUCCAGCUCCAGGUGGAUUGGGGACGUGGUGACCCGCGUUCCUCCUGGGUUGGCUGAUCGAAGGGAGAAUCGUGCCAAUCUCAAAGAGGGAAGUUUGUUAUCGUACGCUGCGAUAGGAGUACCUAUAGACCUCACGCCAAACCGUAUAGCUCCCUUUUACACCGUGGGUGAUGUCCCGAGUGGAUAUCAAGUCAAAGUGGUCAAAGCUCUUAGAGAGCCGGAACACGAGCUCGAGGACGCGAAAAGAGAGGAAAGUGGGUUUUUUCCACCACAUCCGAUUGCUUUUAUGGAUAAAAUCAUGUCUACGGCCAUCCCCAUGCUCCAUGACCACUUUCCGGGAAGUUACUUUGCCGCAUUAAGAAAGGUAGGAGCUCAAGUUUUUGACAAAUCGGACUCCCCUUCGUCGGACGGCAAAACACCAUCAUCCCCUCAACGUGCUUUGGGGCAUGAAUCUUCAAGAGCCAACAAGAUGUCACCCGAAACCCACAUCUUCAAUUUGGGCGCUGGCAAUGCAACUUCGGCAAACUUGACUGCUGGAUGA
Messenger RNA from Melampsora larici-populina 98AG31, 1908 nucleotides. RefSeq lists its product as uncharacterized. The record is from RefSeq and is a predicted model, not a curated record. The transcript has 12 exons. Bases 1 to 1908 code for a protein of 635 amino acids. Gene Ontology annotation, biological process: lipid metabolic process. Lineage: Eukaryota; Fungi; Basidiomycota; Pucciniomycetes; Pucciniales; Melampsoraceae.